UAAGAAUGAGUCAGAAAGACGAGUGUGUCGUUGAUUUAGAUUACUGUCAAAUCUCCCCGCAGCUUUCCACAUCAUUCACAUCUCUUCACCUGCAGCAUACUGAAUACGUGAUUAUAGUAUUCACACAGAGCUGUAGUCUUCUUGGAACUAUAUCAAGGUCAUCAUCAAUAUCAAAUAUGAACGGCCUGCUCAUCCUGGGUGUAUUGCUGUUCAUCCCAGGGCAAAGUGAUGCUCACGCUACGGUUACUCCCAGCCUUGCACAUACUGACAAUAAAUCCACAACUGUAUCAACAACAAUCUCCCCUGCUUCCAAAAGUAGCGCUGAAUCUCAGCCUGCCACCAGAUCUGUCUCCACUACCAGCAUCACCACCACCACCACUGAGCAGACACCAACAACCACCCAAAGUGUUUUUCAAAAAUUCAAAUCUGAAUGCCUUGACCUGUACAUACUGUCUGGCAUAAUGUUAUUAAUCUGUGGGUUUUGUAUGAUAUCGACACUGAUACUGCUGUGCAAGGUGUGCCAGUUGAGGAGACGUCUGAGAACCGAUGGCGAACCUGUCAGCAACAACGAGUACUGGAUGGGGACUGACAAUAAGGUCAAAAGCAAGUCUGACUCUGAGAGAGAAGCCAAAGAGAGCACCAUGUUGAUGGCUGAGCUAACUCCAGCACAAGGGGAGACAAAUAACGGCACCAUCAAGGAAGACGGUGAGAACGUAAAGGAGGAUGAGAAAACACCAGAGGAGAAGGCAGUGGGAGAUGCGGCCAACAGCGAGGAGGCUUCAGCUACACCUGUAACUGCAGCUGAAGAUUCACCCUCCCCCAACCCACAGGCGGCCACCGAAGCCCAGCCCAGCCAAGCUGUGGAUGCAGCCUCCUCUGAGGGCAAAGAGGAAGGUGAUGUAGAAAAGAAAUAGAAGAUUCCUAUCUCAUUACUAAGAUUCCCACCACUUCUAAAUACUCGGGUUUUAUGGAUCUUACACUGUGUGUUUCAUACUAUGAUUAGCUCAUUAAAUAAUUGCCCCUACUUUUGUUCUUAUACAGCCUACAUCACUCUUCUUAUAUAUUGCAUGAGAAAAAUGGGACAGUGACCAACUUCUUGAGUAAAUCGUAACACAAGACAUUGAUGUCUGAUAAGACAAGCUAAAUAUAUGAACAUUUUGCUUUCUUUCCCAAAGGAUGUGAUGUGGAGUUUUGUGUAUAGUUGCCCUUAUUUCACUUUGGCUUUAAAUCCUUUAACUGUAAUUUUUUUUUCCAGACAGAUUUUUGUUCUAUUUCAAUUAGAUAAUCAACCAGCUGUGUGUAUUCUAAGCUUGUCAACCAUUUCUUACUGGGAAAACAACAGAGUUAUGUUGCUUCCAAUUCUUGU
Molecule: messenger RNA, 1366 nt
Organism: Pelmatolapia mariae (spotted tilapia)
Lineage: Eukaryota; Metazoa; Chordata; Actinopteri; Cichliformes; Cichlidae
Exons: 2
Coding region: 6-914 (302 amino acids)
Source: RefSeq, a predicted model, not a curated record